AGCGAUGACGAGCAACAAAUCCCACAACUGCUGCAACUGGCAAGCAACUGUUCGAGAAGAGAGCUUCUGUCGACUGUACUACCGUAGCUAGUAGACCAAGGAUACAAGAGACAAACAAGAUGACAGAAUCCUUCUUGACCCAAGAUGGUACCAGUAGCCAUGAAGAAUCAUUCCUCAAGAUUUGGUUGACACGAAUUGUCGUGACGGCAGCGAUUGCCAUGGUGUUGGAGUACCUGAUGGGAACGGCGAAAGGUCCAGCUCAAGAGGCACCAUACCAAAAAGAAGAAGAAGAAGAGGUCAUGACCAUGCAAUACACAGAGUUAAAAGGGCCAAGCCUUGUAGAAGAGGAACCAGAAAAUGACAUUGUUGAUGCUGAUGAUGCUGACCAAACGGAUGAAAAUGAACAAAUAGACGACAAUCGUGAUGACAAAAUAAAUGACACAGCCUUAGAAAAGGAAGACAGAACACAAGAGGACUCCACACAAGAUGAACAGGAAGAAAGCGAGGAUCCAGACGAAAAUGGAGACCUUACGAACGAAGAAACAGAUUCCAAUGGCGUUAGCAGCGCAGCCAACGAAACAGAAACAAACAAUGGGAAUACUAGUACCGGUACCGGUAGUGCCACCCCGGUUGUGGAAGAGGCUCCCAAACCCAUCCAAUUCCGAAACAAAUCCAUUUAUCAUCCUGGAAUGGAAGGUUUCCAUCGCUGGUAUGACGUUGAAACCAGUUUAUUUCGACAAUACAAUGUUGGAAGGACCGACGGCGUGGACGUAAUUCCUCCGUACGUUCCCAAGAGUCGCAAUGGACAAGUAAAAGUGGCCCUGAGAGUCACGAAUCAUUACUCCAUGAAAAUCAAUGUAUACUGGAUCAACUACCAGGGACGUGAAGAUUUCAAAGGAUCCAUUUCCAGAGGAGAAACAUGGUAUCAAACAACCUACGUCGAACAUCCCUGGGUAUUUCGAUUGGCAGAUUCGGGGGAGCCAGAAGAGCCACUCCUGGUGCAUUACAUUCCAGAGCGUGUCAUUCCUCAUUUGGACGAAGUGCCAACUAUUGAAGACGAACAUCCCAUGGUGGGUGUCCAGCGAUUCAACAUUACUGGUCCUACUCCGGAAGCUCUUCGAGAUUCCUACAUUUGUAGCAUUGACGAUGCCGUCAUACCACAUCCGGCCAAGCAUCACUUCCACAAUCCCAACCAGGCGCAUACGUGGACCUUGCUGCAAAUGAAAAGACUAUCGUACUUUGAUUACAAUCCGGGAGCCACCAUGUUGAUGAAAUACUUGAAAAACAUUGCCAUGGAUCCAGACAAUUCAAGCUACCGACGUAUUCGUAUUUCCAACAAGAAAUUUGCCCAGGGUAUUUGGCUCACCCCGGCACGUGGGCUACUAUUGGCGGCAGGAUUUGUGGAGCAACAGGCAUUUGCCGAGUUGGGCACUGCCAAGCCACUGUCCAGUGGGUUAGUACAAGAUAUUUCGUUGGUGCUGCACAGACUGGAACAGUGUUUGACGGAGUUGAGUCAACAAGCGGACUUGGCACCGAGAGAGCAGCCCGAUGGGGCCGAUGGAUCUGGGAGGGCAGGAUUUCGAAGACUAUGAUGAUUGUUUGGUUGGGAUCUUUACAAAGUGGAUGACUGACUGCUCCUGAACUGUGUUGCCAUGAGCCCAGCCAUACCAGCUAUCAAAGCCAGUAGGGGUACCGUAAAGGCAGCAAAGCCCACAGAGGGCGAAGGUGCUUCAUCUUUUGGCAUAGCUACAGCAAUAAAACAAACGUUGCAAUAAAGUACUAGCUAUUAAAGUUACACAUUCGAUC
Messenger RNA from Seminavis robusta, 1806 nucleotides. NCBI's taxonomy places the organism in Eukaryota, Bacillariophyta, Bacillariophyceae, Naviculales, Naviculaceae. The record is from the annotation of a GenBank genome assembly.